CCGUGGGGCGGUCUCGGUCUGUGAUUGGCCCAUGCCUAAAAUUGUGGGCGGGUCAACGACGCUCGGGUCUCUGGCUCCAAGUCAGUCAGUCCAGGAGGACUGAGGACCGUCCUACGGACCAGACCAGCGCUGGUUUCACCCUUGGCUACCCCGCUGCGUUUACAAGUGUUUUAUCGCUGUUUUUUCCACGGCCGGACAGUCCGAAUAUCAGCCUGCUGGAGACAACCUUGUUGGGCUGUUAGGAGACAGUGGACCGCUGUCAGCUUUAUUCAUGGUCUCAAGCCGAAGUUCAGGAGAAAGUUUCUGUCAGGAGGCUGCCGCAAGGCUGAAGCUCUAAUAUAAGGGACUAUGAAUCUGUGUUUGGACAGUAUGGACAUCCUAAAGAUAAUGCUGCUCAUCUUUGAAGCUGUGUUGCUGACUGACUGUGCAAGAGGACCUCCUCGGGUGUCUGGCAGGGUCACUCAUAGGCAGACGGCUCGGUUGGGAAGUGCCAUCAAGCUACCGUGUCCGGUGGAGGCAGACCCACCUCCCCUCAUCCGUUGGACCAAAGACGGACGCACUAUUCACAACGGCUGGAUCCGCUUCCGUGUGCUCAGGAUGGGCCUGAAGAUCAAGGAGGUGGAGGCCGAUGAUGCUGGGACCUUCAACUGCCAGGCGACUAACGGCUUUGGGAGCGUUAACAUCAACUACACCCUGAUCAUCAUCAAUGACUCUCAUCCUGAGAGCACAGGACCAGCUAGUGAAGCAGAACCUGAACCAGGCGGUGAAAAACUGGCUCGUCCUCGAUUCACGCAGCCUGAAAAGAUGAGGAGGAGGGUGAUAGCAUGUCCUGUAGGCAGCACUGUGCGCCUCAAGUGUGCAGCCAGCGGAAACCCUCGACCAGACAUCAUGUGGCUGAAGGACGACCGGCUUCUGACGGAGCAGGAGGUCGGCGAGGGGCGCCAGAGGAAGUGGACUCUGAGUCUGAAAAACGUGGUGCCAGAGCACAGCGGCAGAUACACCUGUAGGGUGUCCAAUCGAGCGGGAGAGAUCGACGCCACCUACAAGGUGGAAGUCAUCCAAAGGACCAGCUCCAAACCGGUUCUGACCGGGACGCACCCCGUCAACACCACGGUAGACUAUGGAGGCACCACGUCGCUGCAGUGCAAAGUGCGAAGCGAUGUGAAGCCCGUCAUCCAGUGGUUGAAGCGCAUAGAGCCUGAUGAGGAGAGCCGCUACAACACCACCAUCGAGGUUGGCGACGACAGGUUCGUGGUACUGCCCACAGGGGAGGUGUGGUCCCGGCCCGACGGCUCCUACCUCAACAAGCUGCUCAUUACCCGCGCCAAGGAGGACGACGCUGGAAUGUACAUCUGCUUGGGCGCCAACACCAUGGGCUACAGCUUCCGCAGCGCAUUUGUGACUGUGCUUCCAGACACAAAGCCCCCCGUCUCUUUGCUCCCGGCCAAUUCCAGCUCCCUCCCCUGGCCCGUCAUCAUCGGCAUCCCUGCCGGAAUAGUCUUCAUCUUUGCCACCGUCCUGCUGUGGUUUUGCCAGAGCAGAAAAAACUGCCCCCCACCCAGCGCUCCCGCCCCGCAGCCGCUGCAGAGCUCCCACCGAUCCCCGUAUAGAGAGCGGGACCGGGGCUGCCCUGCUCCGUCCUCCAGCUCCUCCAGCCCAGAUAAAGACUGCAUGAGCUCCAUGAACUAUGAGGAGUACCUGGCCCAGAAGCAGCUCCUCCUCAGCCAGGCCGGACCCAGCAUCCCGCCCAAAAUCUACCCUAAAAUCUACACGGACAUCCACACACACACCCACUCUCAUGUGGAUGGGAAGGUUCACCAGCACCAACACAUUCAUUUUCAGUGUUAGCCUCAGCUGUUAUGAACUGAGCAGGUACGGACUGAAGUUCCCCAGACCUCCUUCCUCUAGAUCAGUUGCUUAGAAAACUGUGUGCAGCUGAUGGUGGCCAGUUUGUUAUCAGAUCAAAAACUCACAUUUCGGUGCUCUUUUCUACCUGUUAGAAGCUCACGCUUAUAUAACAACCCUUUUUGUGCACUUAAUACAUAAAGCUCCUUUUUACUGGAUCUCCGUCCAGCUGCGGUUUUCUAAUCCAUCUGGAGGUUUUCCUUAACGGACGUUUGGAUCUGACGAGCUCUAAGGAGGCAGAUGAAAACGGUACUAAAGAUUCACAGAAAGGCUGGUUUAAUCCUCCAACUCAGGUUGUUAUUUUGUUUGUUAAAGAUGCAUUUGUUAGGAAUGCUGACCACUAUGCUGCCGUUCUUCACCUCACUUUUCUGUUCCUUUUGAAAAAAACAGGCCGGUAGCUCUUUAUAGCGUGCAGAUGUUCCCAAAGACUGCAAGGGUGGAGGGGUUGUGUUCCCACCCUCUGUGUAAACUGUUCUGGUCCUCUGUAAUCUUCAUAUUUAACGUUCUGUCUGUAGGUUCCCAUUAUUAGUCUUUAGCAUGUUGGGAUGAACCAGCAGAGACCACCUCCUUAUCCAACAACAGUUUAUUAAGCUGUAGUCAGAAUAUUUAAUUUAUUUUCUUAAAAAUGUAUCAAAGGUUUAUUUUUCAGAGUAAGGCAUUUUUCAUAUCUAUGUGAUAUU
This is a messenger RNA of Cyprinodon variegatus (sheepshead minnow), 2585 nucleotides long. Its product is annotated as fibroblast growth factor receptor-like 1. The coding region runs from base 349 to 1848 and encodes 499 amino acids. The transcript has 7 exons. Gene Ontology annotation, molecular function: fibroblast growth factor binding; fibroblast growth factor receptor activity. The record is from RefSeq and is a predicted model, not a curated record. NCBI's taxonomy places the organism in Eukaryota, Metazoa, Chordata, Actinopteri, Cyprinodontiformes, Cyprinodontidae. Gene Ontology annotation, cellular component: plasma membrane.